Molecule: messenger RNA, 588 nt
Organism: Nestor notabilis (Kea)
Lineage: Eukaryota; Metazoa; Chordata; Aves; Psittaciformes; Psittacidae
Product: homeobox protein Nkx-3.1-like
Exons: 3
Biological process (GO): regulation of transcription by RNA polymerase II; cell differentiation
Cellular component (GO): nucleus
Molecular function (GO): RNA polymerase II cis-regulatory region sequence-specific DNA binding; DNA-binding transcription factor activity, RNA polymerase II-specific
Source: RefSeq, a predicted model, not a curated record
AUGAGCUGCACCCCGGCAGCAGCCCAGCACACCGUGCCCAUCGCCUCCAGGCCCCGGACAUCCUUCCUCAUCCAAGACAUCCUCUGGGAUGGGGCAGAACAGGGAGCACAGCCGGAGAGGGGCAAGAGCAGAGGAUUUGACAGCCAGGAUGGGGAGCCAGGGGCAGCCGCAGUGGAGGGGAGCAAGGGCAGUUCUGCCCUGGGAGCUGUCCCAGGGCAUCCCACCAGGAGCCCUCAUCCCCCAGAAGCAUCCCAAGCCCGAGGGACACCCCACGAGGCAGACACAGAGGCCACAGCGGAGCCGCAGCCCCUGCCCACCGCCCCGUGUCCCCCCAGGCAGGCGAAGCGCUCGCGGGCGGCGUUUUCCCACAGCCAGGUGAUGGAACUGGAGAGGAAAUUCAGCCACCAGAGGUACCUGUCUGCCCCCGAGCGCGCCCGCCUGGCCCGGCGCCUGCAGCUCACCGAGACCCAGGUCAAGAUCUGGUUCCAGAACAGGAGGUAUAAAACCAAACGGAAACAGGUCGAGGCAGGGAUGCUGGCAGCAGCUCCAGCUCCUUUGCAGCCUCUGCCAUGGAGAAACAUCUUGGCU